AUGGACACAUGUUUUGAAACUUUGAGGAACUCAUUGAAGCUUCACAACUACGAAGUAAAUAAAGAGCUUUUAAAAUCACCUCUCCAGCAAACAUUCUCUGGACACGACAUUCAGACUUAUAAUUGGAUUAGAUUUGCUGCAACGUAUUUGAAUUCGGAUAGUAGUUUCUCAUGGGCUGUCAGAGAGCUUGAUAAGGUUGUUGCGAGUUCCACGUAUAUCAAUGGCAACGAGUUAACAUUGUCCGACUUAGCCAUAUGGAUUUUCCUUGAAAUAAGUCCAAGGUGGAGUGAACAUAAUAAACCAGAAAACAAUGUUAAGUCCUUUACUAAUCUCAAACGAUAUUAUGACCAACUCAGUUCUCUUCCGUCAAUUCAAAAACUGAAAACAAAAAUUCAUGAAUCGAAAAUAACCUCGAAAAGUCUUACUGAUGAAACAGAAUUAACAAGUGAUGUCAUUGGUAAGACUCACGCUUCAGAUAUGAGGUUUGAGAAGGGUGGAAAAUUCGGUGAACUUCCCGGUGCAAAAGUAGGCGAAGUUGUGGUUCGUUUUCCUCCAGAGGCUAGUGGAUACUUACAUAUUGGUCAUGCUAAAGCAGCUCUAUUAAAUCAACAUUAUAGGGAAAUAUUUAAAGGCCGGUUAAUAUUACGCUUUGAUGAUACUAAUCCGGAUAAAGAAAAAGAAUGCUUUGAGAAAUCAAUUCUAUCUGAUCUACCACGAAUUGGUGUCACAUGGGAUGUGAUGUCGUCUACAUCUGACUAUUUUGAUCAAAUGUUACACUUGUGCGAAAAGUUGAUCAGAGAAGGUAAAGCCUAUGUAGACGACACAGACUUGGAGACUAUUCGUAUUCAAAGAGAAGCUAGACAAAUUUCUGCUUGCAGAGAUAAUUCUAUCGAAAAGAAUUUAACCUGGUGGGAGGAAAUGAAAAAUGGAACAGAACAUGGAUUAAAGUGUUGUGUCCGUGCUAAAAUUGAUAUGUCCUCGAAUAAUGGAGCUUUACGUGAUCCAACAAUUUAUCGUUGUAAACUAGAACCGCAUAUCCGUACAGGCUCCAAGUAUAAGGUUUAUCCAUUGUAUGAUUUUGCCUGUCCAGUUGUGGAUAGUCUCGAAGGUGUGACUCAUGCUUUACGAACAUCUGAAUACAACGAUCGCAAUGAACAAUAUGCAUGGAUAUGCAACAGUUUAGGCAUACGGUGUCCAAUGGUAAUUGACUAUAGUCGUCUCGCCCUUCAGAAUACUGUCUUAUCAAAACGUAAACUUACAUGGUUUGUAGAAGAAGGCAUUGUCGAUGGAUGGGAUGAUCCUAGAAUGCCUACAGUUUCUGGGAUACUUCGUCGUGGUAUGACCUCUGAAGGUCUACGCCAGUUUAUAUUAGCUCAAGGAUCAAGCCGAUCAUCUGCUUUAAUGGAAUGGGAUAAAAUAUGCUCCAAGAUCUACGGCUCUUUUACUAGAUUCUCAUUUAAAAGUCAUGAUGGUACACCGCCUGGUUUGGUUUGUGUACGAGUACAAGGUCAAACAGAUUAUGUUGAAAAGCAGGUACCAAUUCAUCCAAAAAAUGAGUCUCUAGGACAUCGUCCUAUACUGCUUGGUCCGGAAGUAUUUGUUGAACAAGCUGAUGCAGUAUUGUUCAAGAAAGGUGAAAAUGUAACAUUUAUCCAUUGGGGUAAUCUACGUAUCAUUGAUAUACAUAAAGAAGGCCAAGUGAUAAUUGGAAUUGAUGCUUGCCUUAAUUUAGAGGAUACGGAUUAUAAGAAGACACUGAAAGUCACUUGGUUAGCUAAACCAUCCAAGUCACAUCCACAAUUGAUUCCGGUCAGCUGUUUAAUAUAUGAUAAUCUUUUGAAUAAAGCAGUUCUGGGCAAAGAUGAUGACUUUAAACUAUUUGUUAACAAGGAUUCAAAGAAAGAACAAUGCCUACUUGGGGAUAAUGAUUUAUCCAACCUUAAAAAAGGCGAUAUUGUACAACUCCAACGUCGUGGUUUCUAUAUCUGUGAUGCGCCUUAUGAAGUAUCUUGUGCAGCUACUGGUCAUGAAUCCCCUUGUGUCCUUAUUCAAAUCCCCGAUGGUACAUCAAAAGAUGAAGGCGCUGUCACCAAUUCUCAAGUUUCACAGGUGUCUUCUAAAUCAGGAUCAGUUAAAGCUAAUAAAGUUGUUAAAAGUGACAUGACACCAGAAGAGGCGGCAAAAGCAGCUGAACUGGAAAGAAAGAAAGCUGAGAAAAAAGAAGCUCGAAAAGAGGGUAAAUUGAAAGCGAAACAGAAAUUGUUAGAAAAUGAUUCCUCCUCCGUCUCAUCAGCAUCACCGGCAGUUGCCGCAGCCACAGCAGCGGCAACAACGACAACAGAAGCAGCACCACAACCAGUAGAAGUACUUACCGUCGAUAAAACGAUUAACAAACCAGCUGUAAAGAAGUCAAACGAAAAAUCGAAUCAAUCUGUUACAAAAUGUGAACAAUCUAAACAAGCUGUAAAUGGAACUCAGAAAGAAAAGGAUGCCGGGGGUAAUUCUCGUACUAAGAAACAGUCGAAAUUAGCUAUUGAAGCUUCCAAGGAGACAGAUUUCCCUGAAUGGUAUUCUGAAGUGAUUAUAAAAGCUGAAUUGCUAGACUAUUAUGAUAUUAGUGGUUGUUAUAUCCUGCGUCCAUGGGCAUAUCAUAUGUGGCAGUCGAUUCAACGAUUUAUGGAUGAAAAAUUAAAGUUGAUGGGUGUAGAAAAUGCUUAUUUUCCAAUGUUUGUAUCAAAAUCCGCUUUGGAACGUGAAAAAGAUCAUGUGACAGAUUUUGCACCUGAAGUAGCUUGGGUGACAAAAUCAGGUGAUUCAGAUCUAGCUGAACCGAUUGCUAUUCGUCCGACUAGUGAAACAAUUAUGUAUCCAGUAUUUGCUAAAUGGAUUCAAUCACAUCGUGAUCUACCCUUACGUAUCAAUCAGUGGAGUAAUGUUGUUCGAUGGGAAUUUAAACAUCCUCAACCUUUUCUUCGUACACGUGAAUUUCUUUGGCAAGAAGGACAUACUGCAUAUGCAGAAAAAGCUGACGCUGAAGCAGAAGUUCGUGUUAUCCUGGAUCUCUACGCUGAAGUAUAUGAAUACUUACUUGCAGUACCUGUAGUCAAAGGUCGUAAAACUGAACGUGAAAAAUUUGCUGGUGCAGAUUAUACAACAACUGUGGAAAUUUAUAUUGACGGGAAUGGACGUGCAAUUCAAGGCGCUACAUCACAUCAUUUAGGACAGAAUUUUAGUCGUAUGUUUGAUGUCACCUACGAGCAUCCAGUGACUAGAAAACCUGCUUAUGUUUAUCAAAAUUCUUGGGGUCUUACUACGCGUACACUAGGUGUUCUGAUUAUGGUACACAGUGAUGAUAAGGGCCUUGUACUACCACCACGUGUGGCACCUAUUCAGAUUGUAAUUGUCCCGUGUGGUAUUACUGCAAAGACAACUGCUCAGGAAAGAGAAUCUCUCUUAUCUUCCGCCCACUCAGUAUUUCAUCAGUUAAGUCAAUCAGAUAAAAAUUUCCGUGUUCACUGUGAUGAUCGUGAUAAUGUCUCACCAGGAUGGAAAUUCAACCAUUGGGAAUUGAAAGGUGUACCUAUCCGCCUGGAAAUUGGUCCCCAGGAAGUCGCUGAAAAGAAAGUAUGCUUAGUACUUCGACACAAUGCAGAAAGAGUAAAUGUGCCAAUGGAUACGUUAACGCAUAAACUACCGUGUAUAUUAGACGGAAUUCAUAAUGCAAUGUACAAGAAAGCAUUGGAUUCAUUAUCGAAUCAUGUGAUUGCUGUUAACAAUAUGAAUGAAUUAUGCACUGCAUUAGAUAAAAAGUCACUUGCAUUAGCUCCAUUCUGUUGUGAUAGAGAUUGUGAAGAAGUAAUUCGACACGAGUCGGCCAGAAAUGUCAUUGUCGAACCUGGUGCACCAGCUAUGGGUGCUAAAAGCUUGUGUAUACCAUUCGCUUGUGAAUUCAAUCCAAAGUUGACUUGUGGAACUCCACCAUCCGGCACACCUUGUUUCAAUUCGCCACAUUGUUGUCGUAAAGCAGAGUCGUACACACUAUUCGGUAGAAGCUACUAA
Molecule: messenger RNA, 4059 nt
Organism: Trichobilharzia regenti
Lineage: Eukaryota; Metazoa; Platyhelminthes; Trematoda; Strigeidida; Schistosomatidae
Source: the annotation of a GenBank genome assembly